GGCGCUGAGCGGAGCGGAGCCCGGCGAGAGCCCGGCGGGGCCAGCCGAGGAUGGGCAGGGAGCCCCGGCCGCAGCCGCCCCACAGGAGAUGAGUUAAAAUGCAGCACACCACGUGCACGGAGGACAGGAUCUACCACGCSCUGGAGCGCUGUCUGCACGGGCUCAGCCGGGAUGCUGUGUCCAGCCAAUGGGCCGCUGGGCUGUGCCUGAACUGCUGGAGCCUGCAGGAGCUGGUGAGCCGGGACGCUGGGAACUACCUCAUCCUAGUGGAGAAGAUCCUGGGCAAGACCAAAGAGGUGCAGGAGAGCUGUGACUACGACCUGGUGACACCCCUGGCCCUGCUCUUCUACUCGGCCGUGCUUUAUGCUCCUCACCUCCCCCCCGGCUCCGAGCUGCUGCUGCAAGCUGCCAGGGUGUACCACAGCUUCCUGACGUGGCCCGUGCCCUACUGUGACACCUUCCGGGAGCUGCUCACCUUCAUCAGCAACGAGCUCAAGGCGCCUGGGAUCACCUUCCAGCGGCUGGUGAGGACGGAGCAGGGGCUGCCUGUCAAGAACUACCAGAGCUCCACAGUGACGGUGCUGCUGCUGAACCGCUCGGAGGUGCAGAGCGAGUUCCUGUCCAUCGCCGAGAAGCUGAGCUCCAGCGAGCCCCCGCAGCACUCCACGCUGGUGCUGCUCCUCGAGCACCUCUUCCAGGCCACCUUCGGCACCCGCUGUGACCUGGACAGGCUGCGGCCCCUCCUCAAGUCCAAGCCCCUGCAGGAGCUGUCGGAGCUCUACGCCAGCGCUGCCGAUGCGCAGGAGGCAGCAGCCGCCAGCAGCGACCCCACGCUGGCCCGGGAGCGGCUCCAGGCGGUGCUGCGGGAUCUCGCCGGUGCCGCCGCCUUUCCUGCCAUCACAGGCGAGGCCCAGCCCCGCAAGYUGCACCCCAUCCCCAUCCCCCCCACCCGCUGCUACACCUACAGCUGGGACCAGGACAACUUCGACAUCCUCAGCGAUGUCCUCAGCAAGGAGUGCAGCGUCGCUGAGCCCUCAGCCUCGGAGAAUGAGGAGGAGGACGAGGAGGAAGAGGAGGAGGAUGAGGACGUGGAGACGGACGGAGGCUCCCCCGAGCGGGACUCGCUGCUGUCCCCGCUCUGCGCCAUCUCCAGUGACUCGGUGUACUCGGCRCUGUCCGAGGAGGGCUCCAAGGCCUCACGGAUGUCCCUCUUCGGCUCCUCCAAGGACUCCAUCUCGGAGCUGAGCGGGGUCUCCAGGAAGUCCCUGAAGUCGUUCGUGUCCAGCCUGAAGGACUGCAUGGACAGCGGCUACGCCGAGGACAGCGACGAGAGCUCGCUGGACACGGCGGGCAGGACGGAGCCGAGGGCGGCCAAGGAGCACCCCCGGCACCGGCAGUCGCUGACCAACAGGCUCUACAAGCUGUUCAAGAGCAAGAGCCAGCUGGUGCUGCGGCGGGAGCUGCGCGACUGCCCGGGGCCCUGCUCGCUCUCGCUGCCGCUGCGGCGCGCCGAGAGCCUGUGCGCGUCCCCGGCGCAGCCGCGCGUCCCCGCGCGCUCCCGCCGCGCGCUCUCGCUGCCGCAGCACGGCCCGGGCCAGCACGGGCCCGCGCCGCUCGCCCCCCGGCCCCUGGGGCUGCCCCGCCGCCCCUGCCUCAGCUACGACGAGGACGCCAAGGUGGGCACGCUGCGGGUGGUGGUGUUCGGCUCGGACCGCAUCUCGGGCAAGGUGGCGCGGGCCUACAGCGACCUCAGGCUCAAGGAGAGCUCCUGCCCCACGCUCACACGGUACUUCAGGCUGCAGUUYUUCUACGUGCCGGUCAAGAGGAGCUGCGGGGCUCCAUCCACCCCGCAGAUGCAUCAGCACCCCUCGCCGUCCCCGGGGGACACCCCGCCCCGGGCACAGGAGCUCUCCGUGGCCGGGAUGGAGAGCAGCACCAACGACAUCUCGCACUACAUCGGCCUGCUGGACCCCUGGUACGAGCGCAAYGUCCUGGGGCUGAUGAAGCUGCCCAUGGCCGUGCUGUGCCAGUGUGCCAAGGCGGAGGCUGAGCCCCAGCAGGAGUGCCAGGAGCAGCUGCCCAUCCUGGCGGACAUGAUCCUGUACUACUGCCGCUUCGCCGCGCGCCCCGUGCUGCUGCAGCUCUACCAGACCCAGCUCACCUUCAUCGGGGGAGAGAAGAGGACCGAGGUGUUCAUCCACUCGCUGGAGCUGGGGCACUCAGCAGCCACAAGGGCCAUCAAGGCCUCAGGCCCAGGCAGCAAAAGGCUGGGAAUAGAUGGAGACAGGGAAGCAAUCCCACUGACACUACAGAUUGCAUACAGCAAGACAGCUGCCAGUGGCAGGAGCCACUGGAACGAUGUGGAGAAGGUCUGCACAUCCGUCAACCUCAGCAAGGCCUGCAGGAGGCACGAGGAGCUCGCCUCAAAGACAGAAUGUCUCAAUUUAACCAUGACUGAGGUGGUCAAGAGGCAGAACUCCAAAUCCAAGAAAAGCUUCAAUCAGCAGAUCAGCGURUCCCAGAUCAAAGUGGACAAGGCCCAGAUCAUCGGGGUCCAGUCCUCCUUCGCCGUGUGCCUGGACCAGGAUGAGCAGAAGAUCCUGCAGAGUGUCACCAGGUGUGAGAUCUCCGUGUGCUACAAGCCCAGGGACAGUGACCCGCUGGCCCUGGGAGGGUCCCCUGUGCCAGCCCAGGACCCCUCUGAGUUCCAUUCCCUGCUGUGUUUGCCCAUCGCCACCUUCAGCGGGGCUGUGCCCUAGAGGAGCCGCGUCCCUGCAGGGCAGGCWCCRUCCCACACCAGUCCAGGCUCAGCARAAGGAUGAGGACACCCAGCCCUGCCUGUCCCAGAGCCCGUGCAGCCCCAGGGUCACUGUGGUGUGGGUGUAUGGCUGAGCUGUUCCUGCUCCAUCCUUGGGGAAUGGGAUCACUGAGCUCUGGUGCUUCCUGGGGUUCCUCAGCCAGGGGGGUAAAGGGGUUCCUGGAUAUUCCCACUGGGAUCAGCAGCUGCCAACACCUGGGUGGGGAGGGUAGGGCAAGGACAGGGACAUUCCSUGCCAGAAAAUGGUGUGAGUGGGUCUGGGGGAAAGGGGGAGUUCAUGGGGGAUAUUUGGGAAAAGGAAAACCCUCGGCUGAGUGGUGCCAGAUGUCCAUCAGUGCCUGGGAGCUGCAGAUCACCCAGCCCAUGUCCCGGUGUCAUUUCACCUGUGACAGGCUGAGGAUGCUCAGGMCAUGUUUUGGGAUGGGAACAGGUUCCACAAGGCUUCCUUUCAGUCCUGGAGGUCGAGUGUCCUGCGGGGGAGCAGGGAUCCCUCACCUGGGUUGGGUGUGUCCCAGGGAAUGGAGGAAAAGGGGUCAUCCCAGGGCAAGGACAGCUGGUCAUGGGUCCGUGUGUUUCCUGCACAUCAAGGGAGGAAUUCCCAAUUCCUGUGAGAUUUCUGUACAUCCAGCAGAGGAAUUCCCAAUGCCUGUGAGAUUUCUGUACAUCCAGCAGAGGAAUUCCCAAUUCCUGUGAGAUUUCUGUACAUCCAGCAGAGGAAUUCCUAAUUCCUGCAGGAUUCCAGCAUUGAGCUGUAUUCCCUGCCCAGCCCCUGGUCUGGUAUCCUGCUCCCAGCACGGUGUGCCAGAGCUGGACCCUCAGGAGCUGCUGGAAAUCCAUCAGGAGCCAUGCUGAGCUCCCAGCAAGGAGGGAAGCACCAGGAUCACCUUCAGCUCACCUGAGCAGUGACAUUUGCUGGAGGAGGAGCCAGCAGCGAAGCCACCGAGUGACAGCUGCAAGUGACAGCAGGAUUUGGGAUCCUCUCCCCACAGAGACAUUCCAGCCUGCUCCUUCCCUCUGCAAGGCUGUUGGUACACAAAGUGCAAUACUGGAGGGUAUUUAGGGGUGGCCUGACCCCAUGAGCAAAGAAAUAAGACUGGGAAAGCCUCAGGCUGUUUCUGGGGGUUUUUGGGGGAUUGUAGCAGGCACAAAAGCUCCUUGCCUGCUGCAGGCUCCAAGGAGCUYGAUCCCAAGGUUCUGUGUUCCCUGGAUGUGUCUGGAAGGGCCCCCUGGCACUGCUGGGGGCUGCAGGGCUCACCCACAGUGGGGUCAGUUCAGGGAGUCCCUCGAUCCUCCAGGACACAGGGCCUGGUGAGCUCCUGGCAUUGUCCCCAAGGGCUGGUGGCACAGCAGCAGUGUCACUGGAGGUUACAUCUGCCAGGGAAAGGGUCCGAGCCUCCGGGAGCUCCGUCUGUCUCAGAGGAAUGGGGUCAGGUUUGUCUGCUGGACGGCCCCACAUCCCUCCUGGAGUGUUGGGGAUCCCUCCUGUGCCCUGAGUGCUCCUGGCUGCUGGGCACGUUCUGCUCCCGGUGCCCAUUGCUGGGGACAGCCUCGCUUGGGCCCAGGGGUGAUCACUACUGUCCCCAAGGUGCCCCUGGUGCCCUCAGCAGCUCCGGGUUAAGCCUCUCCCGGUGAGGAAAUCCGAGAUGUGCCGGUGCUGCUGAGCCCUGUGUGCUCCCUCCUCCCACCCACAUCCACCAUCCCUGGCUGGAGCCGCCCUGGGCACCCAAGGACAGCCCCUCGUGGGGUGACACGAGCAGGGGCUCUGUCCCCACCAGGGAGCAGGGCCAGCCAGGUGUCCCAGCAAGGAUCCACCUUCCCUGGCUUCAUGGCAGCCCCAGGAGUGCCCACCUUUCCCAGGUGCCUGCAGCAGUGUCUGUGCUUGGCAGGGACCCCUGGCACUGCCAGACCCUGCUGGGCUGCCUCUCCUUACAGGAUG
This is a messenger RNA of Malurus melanocephalus (red-backed fairy wren), 4754 nucleotides long. RefSeq names its product phosphoinositide-3-kinase regulatory subunit 5 (gene PIK3R5). Gene Ontology annotation, biological process: positive regulation of MAP kinase activity; G protein-coupled receptor signaling pathway. Gene Ontology annotation, molecular function: 1-phosphatidylinositol-3-kinase regulator activity. The transcript has 19 exons. Bases 99 to 2759 code for a protein of 886 amino acids. The record is from RefSeq and is a predicted model, not a curated record. Gene Ontology annotation, cellular component: phosphatidylinositol 3-kinase complex, class IB. Lineage: Eukaryota; Metazoa; Chordata; Aves; Passeriformes; Maluridae.